GGCCACAUGGAAAACACAAGAGCACAACAAACUCUAGUACCCUGGCUUGGCCGACUACUUAUAUCUCUCAAGUCCUUAGUUUAUUUUAAACUGGCGGUUAAACUACACCGUAUCUGCUCUUAAUGGUUGUUUUUUUACUGGUAUGCUGUUUUAACUGCGUUCGCAGUGAAAACAAACCUUGAUGCGCGCGCGUCUUGGCAACGGAAGUCGUACUUUAUUGCUGUUGGUUAACUUCCUCAACCGAAGCUAAGCAGUGAAUGCAAACUUUUCUUGAGUAAAAUGUCGGGCUGUUGCAUAUCAGGUUGUAAAAACAGACACUCGUCUACCAGCAAAAUCAAAUUUUACAGAAUACCUUCAGGAUAUCGGACGUUUCAGGCCAACCGGAGAAAGUUAUGGCUAAAAGCGAUCGAACAAGCUAACGGCAGCACCGAAGGACUCAAGGGAAAUGUCCGCGUCUGCAGCGCUCAUUUUAUAUCAGGAGAAGCCUCUAUGGAGUAUGGCAGUCCCGACUUUGUGCCUUCCCUGUUUACAUGCACCAAAGAAAAACCGAAGAAGAAAAACAAAUGGUUCAUGGGUCGUAGAAAAAGGAGGCGCUGUUCAACUAAAGCUGAAGAAACAACUCCUGAACCUGGAGCUGAUUCUCCAGCAGACCACCAGUCCUCUGAUUUGAUUGAAGAACCACCACCAUUAUCAAAGGAUGAGGGAACAUUGACCGAAGAGUCUAAGAAUGAGACCAAGACUGAAACGAAGGAACCUCCAACUUCACCAUGCCCAAACAAAGCAUCAACACCUACAGAAGCAAAAGGCAUCCCAGAACUAAACAAGAGGAUUCCUACUCUAAUCCUAAGACGUGUUUUCACGCCAGUACGGGGGUAUCAGUGUGAGCUAUGCAGUCAGAACUUCUCCAGUGUUUCAAGGCUUUUAAAACACGAACUGCUGCAUCGAGAAGGCAGGCCCAUUAGCAGUGAAAGUGAUGAAGAAUUCUUCUCGGAUGAUGCAGAUAUCACGGAGUACGUGGAGGAGCCUGAACCUGCUUUUCCAUGCAACAUAUGUGACAGAUCUUUCACUACAGUUCAUCAACUCAAGCGUCAUAAACUGCUGCACGUCAAAGAUGCCAGGAAGUGUCGCAUUUGUGGCGUUCUCUUCUGUAAGCUUCACAACCACGUAGUAUUCAUGCCACAGCCAGAGGCUGAAACGGUGACAGAAGAGGAUGCUUCUGUCUGUGAGCCCGAAAACAGUCUGGAGUCCCCAGAGCCGAGCCAGAUAAGUGAGCCAGUUGAUGACACUCCUCACACUACUUUUUCUCCUUUACCCAAAAACCUUUUUAAGCCUCUUAAGCCCCUUCCUCCAGCCUCACACAUAAAGGUCCUAUCAGAAAUUCCCAUCCCUGUUUUGAAAGAACCUUAUUCAGUUCCAUGUCCAAAGCUUGGGUACUCAAGGGACCUACAACCCUUUUCUCCUAUGAAGAAACCUAAACACUACAACCCUUCAGCCGACAGUCAGUCAAGUUUCCCCAAAGAUUUUGAACUCCCACCCUCACUACAAAUGUUUUCACCAAAAUUCCUCACCUCAACUUUCUUUAAAGUCACACGAAACUAUGAAUACAUUUUAAGCAAAGCACAAGCGUUUAAAAAAGAGAAAGAGUAGGAAAAAUACAAAAUUUAUUCAGAGGAGGAAAGCAUUGAGCCAAACAAAGGGGAAAAUAGUGCUUACAACCUAGACAUUGUGUUUGGUUUCAACAGUUGAUUAAGUUUUAUUGUGCCAGCAGCACUCACUCAUAAUACACAACCAAUGGAGCCACUCAGCAUCAGCUGUUUUUGUCAAUGUGCUGACUUUUUCAGGGAUCAAUUUUCAGGUCUGAAGCUGCUGCCAACGCCAGGAAAGGAUUCUUUGGGCUUUGUUUAUGUUUAUGGUGAUAUUUCCCUGAAUAAAGAAAAACAUUAAAAGCAUGGAGAUAUUUUAAACAGAUCAUGCAGAUACUACAGAGGGAUGCUGAAGUUAACUUGCAUACCCUAGUAACAAUAAAUGGUGGGAAACCCUCUGAUACUGAGGUUGGGUAACCUGACAUACCAGGUAGACUGAUAGAUCCACUGCAUGAGAUAUAUUUCACAUCUAUCUGGGCACCACAUCAUAGGUGGUUGUUGGCAAGCACAAAACCUUAAAAAAAUCUUGAAGGGUGACUGGACAAAUGUUCUAUCUGUCACUUUCAUUAUGGGCCAAUCAGAGCGACAAAAUAUGUAGUAGGCAAGUUCUGGCACAGGGAGUAAACUACCGACCAGAAGCUCUAAAGGCAGCUCUUAUUGUUUGCUAUCAGUAGAGACAGCUGGUAAAUUAAACUCAGGCCAAAGCCAUUCAGGAGGAGUGAAAAAUCAUCCUUUCCACAAAGAAAAGCUUUCAAUGCCAUUCUUUGCUCGGCCUUUAAUAAAGUAAGGUUUUCCAGUUCUGUUAAAACUAUCAAACAGAGGGUACCAGAGCUGUUUAUUCUCCUUGGAACUGUUUUUGUUUCUUUAUUCAUUCAUUUCCAAAAAAUGAUUGCCGUUGUAAUAUAAUGGGACACUUUAAAAAAUAGUUGUAAGUUUAUAAAUGUAUGCAGGGCUUUUUUUCUGCAGUGUUAGGGCAAAACUUGGAGGAAUUGAAUAUGUUGUGCAUGUUUGCCACAAUCCUGUGCUAAAAUUCAGGCCCAUACUAGAGAAAUUACCUAAAUAUGUGAUUUUAAAGCUGCAUCAAAUUGAUAUGCAAAGUGACAGCUCAACGAGCAAGCAUAAUGAAGCAAAGGUCAUGAAAAGGUUGUUUUCUGCUUUAAAUGCUGCAGCAAAGUAGGCUCCAAUGCUGCUGAUCAUAUGGUGGAAAAACUGCUUUAUCACAACCAUUUAAAUAUGAAAAUUAGGGGUGGACUGAAUAUCGGCCUGGCUGAAUAUUGAUGCUGAUAAUUGGCAUUUGGCCAAUUGUCGGUAUCAGCAUUUUAUUUUCCUACUAAUCGGCCAAAAUCAGUUGUUUCAAAGGUGUCCACGACAAGGUGUGUCUUCCCUCUGGUUUUGUUUUCACUCUCUCCAGUCUCACUUUAUUUCCUGCGCACAUCACUGUCUGACUACAACUGCCAGCCAAUGAGCACUGAGGCCUGGGUGCCACUGACAGUAAGAGUAUAAGGCAUUACUUCCUUUGUUCUGCUGCUACAGUGUUGCUCUGUGCUCUUUCUCAUGUCAACAGAUCUAGUGCUAAAUUGUUUAUUUUCCUUGAUUUUUUAUGUGCAGUUUUACUUCUGUCACAUUAAGGACACUUGGUUAUUCAUUAUAAAUGCAUAUCAAGUCUAAGUAUUGGUUAUCGGUUACAUGCACCACUAAUAACCAGUAUUGAUAUGGGCCCUGAAAAAACAAUAUCGGUCAACCCUUAAUGUAAAUGUCUAAAUGGUCCGUCACUUUACUUAGAUGGGCAUAAGUAUGCCUUGAUAUACCCUAUUUGUGGGGAAACAUUGACCAUCGGGCUCAACAGUGUGGUUCCCAAAAUAAGAAUCCCAUUCAUUUCCCCCAUAGCCAAUAGGAUUAUUAGCCAUAGUAUCAGAAGUAUUGAAGUUAUCUACCUGAGAGUGAAACAAUGGUAUACUCUCCUGGAGAAGACAAACUUUUGUGAGUUAUCAACCUUGUUUUAAGAAUGAACAUUAAUACCUAAACUACAAUAUUUUCUAACAUUAUAAUGUCAAAUGUAAACACUAAAUAAAGACCAGUGUAGAUAAAAAGUUACAUGUAUGGGUUGAAAGCUUGAAAGAUAUCUUAAACAGCAAAUAAAGUGAAUCAAUAAAUGUUAUAUAGUCAUGAGUAAAUGGGGGUUUUGAACAGCAUAUUUAACUUCCAGACCUGUCAGAAAAAGUGGGCUGGUUCUGUUAGCUUUAUAGCUGCAUCCAUACUUACCUCUUCACCAGCCACCAUUGUUUACAAGCUUGAAGUCCAACUAAAUCAUGCCUGUAGUUGCUGCCUAGUUCCUCUUGAGUAACAUCAGUUGGUCAGGUCAUUCUCUGACCUUGAACAACGCUUCCAGUUGAAUCUUUGUAAGAUGGAUCUGCCUAAUGACAGACAUUGAAUCUGGCCAAUCCAUCUGCUUUGAAAGGUUAAAGUUGAUGGGAGCUGCCCAUUCAAUUGUUUAAGAUUUCACUACUGCUAAGACAGACUGCUAUAAAACAUUAAAGUGUGUUUGGUGGAUGCUUCAGCUAAAGCAAGGCUGGACUUUAGAUUGAUUGUACUGAUUGGUGUGACAUUUCUGCUGCUGGUUUGAUAUAAAUUGUCAAAUUCUGUGUAAUAUAACAAUGUUAUCUGUCCACUGUGAAUGUAUUACUUCACACUUUUGUUCAUUUUGUCUUUGUCCAUGGUGCCUUCCAUUUGAUCUUGAAAGUCGGAAAUCCUGAGAUUCCAGUUAGAAAUUACAAGCUGAAAGUCAGAAUUCAAGUCAGAAACCUAGAGGAACCCACCGAGUAACUGGGACAAGGUCAACUGGUGUGGUGCCCAGCUCAGACUUUUGACUUCUGAGGUAAAUGGAACACACCAGUAGUCUGAUUCAGACCAUCUUUGUAUUGUAACCUCAGUGCCUUGACUCAUUAUGCUGCUUUAAAAAAAGAGUUUUAUAUUAGUUUUUUUCUGUCACCUCAUAACCAUUUAGCUUUGAACUUUGUUAUAUUAAGACUGCACUUUCAUCCCAUCUACCUCAGCUAUGUAGAACCAUUCAGAUAUCACUGUUGUCUUUAUAAUAUAAAUGUCUUUUAUUAUCACUUUUAGGGAUAAACUUAUAUAUAUAUAUUACAGUUUUUAAGGGUGAAUUGUGUUUGUUAAGGUUGUCUAAAGGUUCAAUACUUUCAUACUUUGAUUACAUUUUUUAAAAAUCAUUAGCCUCUUAGCAUAAUUGCCUAAGUCAUAUUUGAAGGUUUUCAGGAAAAUAAGGCACAAUGAAUGAGCAGUGUUAGGAGAGUAGAGUUUGGCAGAUAUCACAAUUUGGCAAAAAGAUGACUUAGGCAAUUAUGUUAUGCCAACUAAAUGGUAAUCUGCCAAAACCUUGCGAACAUUUGUGCUAAAAAGAGGGUAUAUAGGAGCUUAACAGGAAGUUAUCCAAUAUGUAGUGCCAAGGGUUUUUAUCUACAUAGGGAUGGUAUCAAAACAGGCAUUUAUAUUGAUUGGAUUUUAUGUGUCGAAGUGUAAUAAUCUGGUAUCAUGACAACCUUUGUGUGUAUUUCAAUCUAUACUGGCAGGUUUUAGGGUGGUGCAUCACACAAACAAAGCGUAUUAAAGUUGAUAUGUUGCAGGUUGGUAUUAAAAAUAGCAUAUUUUCAAUACCUGUUUUUUAUUAUCUCUGUCAGUACUGUUAAUGGAUGAUAAUUCCAUCAUUAAAUUAUCUUGAAAAAUAAGAUUAAACCUAAAAUUGAUUCAUAACACAUUAUGUUUGUAGAUCUUAAUGCAUCAGAACAAAGUGUCUAUGUAAUGGCGGAUUUUUAUGUGUACCACUAACAAGAAAUCAAGUGAAAAUCCUUCGAAAUAUGAUUAUUUGAAUUAUAGUUUUUAAUAAAACAUGCAGAAAUAA
Cheilinus undulatus (humphead wrasse) is the source of this 5559-nucleotide messenger RNA. RefSeq lists its product as uncharacterized. The record is from RefSeq and is a predicted model, not a curated record. Gene Ontology annotation, cellular component: chromosome. NCBI's taxonomy places the organism in Eukaryota, Metazoa, Chordata, Actinopteri, Labriformes, Labridae. The transcript has 4 exons. The coding region runs from base 280 to 1647 and encodes 455 amino acids. Gene Ontology annotation, biological process: regulation of transcription by RNA polymerase II. Gene Ontology annotation, molecular function: chromatin insulator sequence binding.